AUGUCUCGUUCAUCUGCUUUGGGUGGAUGCAUUAGCCGAGUCUGGCUUGUUAUCAUCAAUGUGCUUUUUCUUGGGCUGACUAUUUUGGCAGCGUAUACUGGCUACACCAUCUACGUAGCAAGCAAGACCUAUGUAGAUAGCAUCAUCCCAGCCAACUCCACGAUUUCUGAAACUGCUAUAUUUGCCAUUAAAAGUAUCUUUACUAUUGCGGGUCUCUAUGGUGUUGCAACUUUAUUCGGUCUAAUUGGCGGAUGUACUGGUGCAAUCUGGUUUCUCAGCAGCUACAUUGUUGUGAUUGGGUUUGCAUUGAUUGUCAGCGUAGGUCUUGGGAUCUUUUCUGUCAUCAAAAUGAACCGCAACAGGAACUUGUGGUCAUCUCUCAAGAGCAACGACUGGAAAGAGUUUGCACCCAUUACGCAAGACUUUGUUCAACAAACUUUUGUGUGCUGUGGAUGGAAUCGUGGUGACAAGCUUGCCUACACUGGUCCUUUGCAUCCCUUUUAUCUGUCCAACGUGACUAGAUCUGGAUCCAAUUCAUUUUCUAAUGAUAUUGGCGGUACUUCGUAUGCAGUUACUGUUCCUCGCUGUGCAGAUUCCAACAGUGCCUCGAUUGUUGGUUGCGGUGAUGCCACCGUCGAUGUGAAUACCGGAAUGGCCACACUGGUUACUACCGUGCUAAUUAUUGCCAUUAUCUUUGGCCUUGUCACUAUAGGCACUGCUAGCAUUGCAAGAAAGAGAGAACAAUACAAAAACACUUUAAACUGA
Molecule: messenger RNA, 765 nt
Organism: Batrachochytrium dendrobatidis JAM81
Lineage: Eukaryota; Fungi; Chytridiomycota; Chytridiomycetes; Rhizophydiales
Exons: 2
Coding region: 1-765 (254 amino acids)
Cellular component (GO): membrane
Source: RefSeq, a predicted model, not a curated record